Misgurnus anguillicaudatus (oriental weatherfish) is the source of this 1909-nucleotide messenger RNA. RefSeq names its product myelin expression factor 2 (gene myef2). The record is from RefSeq and is a predicted model, not a curated record. Gene Ontology annotation, cellular component: nucleus; cytoplasm. Gene Ontology annotation, molecular function: mRNA binding. NCBI's taxonomy places the organism in Eukaryota, Metazoa, Chordata, Actinopteri, Cypriniformes, Cobitidae.
GGAGCGCGCGCGCGUGAUCGAGAGCAACAGUGAUGGCGGACGAGGAGUUGGCGCUGGAUCUCACUAAAGAUUUCAAACAGGAGGAAUCGGUCGAUUCUUCGCUCGGUGAAGGAGAAUCGGAGUCACAGCAGACGGAGGACAACACGAAUGGAGUCAAAACGGAUGCCGAAGAGGCCCGUAAAGAGAAACCGGAGGCCAAAGAAAAGAGCUCCGCCGGAGGCCGAAAAUCAACCCGCUACCAUCCGUAUAAAGAGAGACGCGGAGAAAAGAAGGCCGUCCAGCAGAGAAACCACCGGGUGUUCAUCAGCAAUAUUCCUUAUGACAUGAAAUGGCAGGAAAUUAAAGAUCUCAUGCGUGAGAAAGUUGGUGAGGUAACAUACGUGGAGCUCUUUAAGGAUGCUGAAGGAAAGUCAAGGGGUUGUGGUGUUGUGGAAUUCAAAGAUGAAGAGUUUGUGAAGAAGGCAAUUGAAGUCAUGAACAAACAUGAUCUGAAUGGGAGACCACUAAAUAUUAAAGAGGAUCCUGACGGGGAACACGCACGACGCGUUCUGCAAAGAGCCGGGGGGAAAUACGGUAGGGGUCCAGAUUCUGUCCCCGGGGGAAUGAACGUACCCCCAUCUAUCGCCAACAACCCCAAUAUUCCCCCAGAGAUCAUCAGCGCUCUGGAGGCCGGCCGUUUAGGAACCACUGUGUUCGUGGCCAAUCUGGACUUUAAAGUAAGCUGGAAAAAACUGAAGGAGGUGUUCAGUAUGGCCGGGACAGUGAGGAGGGCUGACGUGAAGGAGGACAAAGACGGCAAGAGUCGAGGGAUGGGGACGGUCACCUUUGAGCAGCCUCUGGAGGCCGUACAGGCCAUCUCUAUGUUUAAUAAUCAGAUGCUGUUUGACAGACAGAUGCAUGUGAAAAUGGAUGAUAAAUGUCUGCCUCCAGAUGAUUUCCGGCCGGUGGAGAAAGCACCACAGUUGCCCAGAGGUCUGGGUGGUGUUGGUAUGGGUUUGGGUCCUGGCGGGCAGCCAAUAAAUGCCAACCGUCUCAGUGGAGGAGUCGUCGGCUCAAUGGGACCUGGAGGGAUGGAUGGGCCUGCGUACGGAGGGAUGAACAGUAUGACGGGGAUGGCUGCUGGUUUUUCAGGGAUGGACUGUGGAGGUGGAAUGGGAGGAUUUGGCAGAGAUUUGGGACCCAUGAGCCGUAUGGGAGAUAUGUAUCGUUCAGGAAUGGAUCGGGAUUUCGGCAGGAGUGAUAUGGGAAUGAACCGUCCGUUUGGAGCUCUGGGUGCAGGUUAUUCUGGUAUGGGACCCGUCAGCUCUGGAUUAGGUGGAGGAAUGGGAAGUAUGGGAAUGGACCGUAUGAACACCGGAUUUGAUCGGAUGGGAGGGAGUAUGGAUAUGGGCCGUGGCUUCGGCCAGUAUGGAGGUGGAUCGGGUCACAUGGGUGGAAUGAGUGACAGGGGGGCGGGGUCUAAAGCAGGAUGCCAGAUCUUCGUAAGAAAUCUCUCGUACGAUCUCACCUGGCAGAAGUUAAAGGAGAAGUUCAGUCAAUGUGGCCAGGUGAUGUAUGCAGAAAUAAAGAUGGAAAAUGGAAGAUCCAAAGGAUGCGGGACGGUCCGUUUCAGCUCUCCCGAGAGCGCAGAGCAAGCCUGUCGAAUGAUGAACGGAACCAAGAUCAACGGACGAGAGGUUGAUGUUCGUAUCGACCGUAACGCUUAAACGUAACAUCACAGACCGCCUGCAGACAAAAAAGAUUUUUUUGUUUUGUUUUAAAAACAAGCAUCAUGACUUUACUAACUCAAUUUCACCAGCUGAUUUAAAUGUCUGUGAUUAUUUUUUGUUUCUUGUUGGUUUGUUUUGUAAAAUCUUUUUAAUUCGUUUCAAUGACAAUUUUAAGAAUUAAAGUCGGGUGUUGUAAAUCA